AUGUCCGGUAGAGGUAAAGGUGGUAAAGGUCUAGGUAAAGGUGGUGCUAAGCGUCACAGAAAGAUUCUAAGAGAUAACAUUCAAGGUAUCACUAAGCCAGCUAUCAGAAGAUUGGCAAGAAGAGGUGGUGUCAAGCGUAUCUCUGGUUUGAUUUAUGAAGAGGUCAGAGCCGUUUUAAAAUCUUUCUUGGAAUCGGUGAUCAGAGACUCUGUUACUUACACUGAACACGCCAAGAGAAAGACGGUUACUUCUCUAGAUGUUGUUUACGCUUUGAAGAGACAAGGUAGAACCUUGUAUGGUUUCGGUGGUUAA
This is a messenger RNA of Saccharomyces mikatae IFO 1815, 312 nucleotides long. It is a transcript of the gene HHF1, whose product is annotated as histone H4. Gene Ontology annotation, biological process: nucleosome assembly. NCBI's taxonomy places the organism in Eukaryota, Fungi, Ascomycota, Saccharomycetes, Saccharomycetales, Saccharomycetaceae. Gene Ontology annotation, cellular component: nucleosome. The transcript has a single exon. The record is from RefSeq and is a predicted model, not a curated record. Gene Ontology annotation, molecular function: protein heterodimerization activity; structural constituent of chromatin; DNA binding. The coding region runs from base 1 to 312 and encodes 103 amino acids.